AUGCCAAGUGAAUUUUCAACUUAUUUAAAAUAUUGUCGUAAUCUUGAAUUUACUGAUGAACCUAAUUAUCAUUAUUUAUUAGAAUUAUUUGAUGAUCUUUUUGUACGAUAUGCUUUUGUACGUGAUUAUGUUUAUGAUUGGAAUCUUAUUCGAUUUCGACGUGGUUCAACAUCAACAAAUAAUCGAGCAUCGCCUAUACUUAAAAAUGAUGUCACAGAACGGCCAAUAAUUUUAACUAAUAAACGAUCAAAAUCUCUUACACCUGUUGUUGCUACUACUACUACUCGACAUUUAAAUCAACCUCAAUAG
Messenger RNA from Rotaria sp. Silwood2, 309 nucleotides. NCBI's taxonomy places the organism in Eukaryota, Metazoa, Rotifera, Eurotatoria, Philodinida, Philodinidae. The record is from the annotation of a GenBank genome assembly.